Messenger RNA from Musa acuminata subsp. malaccensis (wild Malaysian banana), 1311 nucleotides. The record is from RefSeq and is a predicted model, not a curated record. Lineage: Eukaryota; Viridiplantae; Streptophyta; Magnoliopsida; Zingiberales; Musaceae.
GCCCAAUUGUCAAAGCCCACAUAUGGGCUGGACCCAACACUUAUCGGCAGUGCAGCAGGUGGCGUUGUAGCUGCCAGCGUAGCCUUCGUCCUCUGCGUUGUGAUGUAUCAGCGCAAGAAGAGGAUGGUUGGAAACGAGUCCACCGGUGUCUCGGCUUGGUUGCCUAUCUACGGUGGGAACUCUCAUACCUCGGCCAGCAGCUCAACCAUCUCCGGCAAGAGUUGCGCGAGCAGCCACCUGUCGAAUUUAACGGCUAUGUGCAGGCAUUUCUCGUUUGCGGAGAUAAAGAAGGCAACUAAGAGCUUCGACGAGUCGCUGGUCAUUGGAGUUGGAGGGUUCGGGAAAGUCUACAAAGGAGUGGUCGACGAGGGCACCAAAGUGGCAAUCAAGAGAUCCAAUCCGUCCUCGGAACAAGGCGUUAAUGAAUUCCAAACGGAGAUCGAGAUGCUUUCAAAGCUGAGGCACAAGCAUUUGGUCUCUCUCAUCGGCUUCUGCGAAGAAAACGGUGAGAUGAUCUUGGUCUACGACUACAUGGCGUAUGGCACACUCAGGGAGCAUCUGUACAAGACCAACAAUCCUCCAUUGUCAUGGAAACAAAGGUUGGAGAUCUGCAUCGGAGCAGCCAGGGGGCUUCACUACCUCCACACCGGUGCCAAGUACACCAUAAUCCACAGGGAUGUCAAGACCACCAACAUUCUACUGGACGAGAAAUGGAUGGCCAAGGUUUCAGAUUUCGGGCUAUCCAAGACCGGUCCCACGAUGAAUCAAACCCAUGUGAGCACCAUGGUCAAAGGAAGCUUCGGCUACUUGGAUCCGGAGUACUUCAGGCGGCAGCAGUUGACCGAUAAGUCCGAUGUCUACUCGUUCGGGGUGGUUCUUUUCGAGGUGUUGUGUGCAAGAGCAGCACUGAGCCCAAAUCUUCCAAAGGAGCAGGUCAGCCUCGCCGACUGGGCAUUACACUGCUAGAAGAAGGGAGUGCUGGCGGACAUCAUCGACCCUCACCUGGAAGGAAAAAGUAGCCCCGAGUGCUUGAAGAAGUCUGCAGAGACGGCUGAGAAGUGCCUGUUGGAUCAUGGAGUUGAUAGGCCUUCCAUGGGGGAUGUGUUGUGGAACCUCGAGUUCGCACUGCAACUGCAAGACAACUUCGAAAGUGGGAAACCGGUCUCAGAGGAGGUUAGUGACAGAGCUGCGUCAGGGGUGAAUGGUGGUGGCAGCCACCAGUCCGGAAGUACCGGCGUAGGGAGCGAGGACUCGGAUGAUAUAACCAAUAGUGCAGUGUUCUCUCAGCUCAUCAAUCCGGUGGGACGAUGA